Messenger RNA from Ambispora gerdemannii, 457 nucleotides. NCBI's taxonomy places the organism in Eukaryota, Fungi, Glomeromycota, Glomeromycetes, Archaeosporales, Ambisporaceae. The record is from the annotation of a GenBank genome assembly.
AGUUAUACCAGAACUUGCGCCUCUCACAAUCUAAAAGUGCGAGUUGGCAAAUAUUACGCCCUAUUGCUACUGACGAUCCUAGAACUGUUAUUGCCGCUUUGUUCUUUGCCCUCGCUUGGACUUCUCCAAUUCCAGGCCCUCCUGUUGGCACUGACCCACUUACUCCUGGAGGUCCAAUUCAAGUGAAAGCACCAAGCGCGGGAACUUAUCAGUAUGGAUCAUGGCAAGGUGUUAGCUGGAAUGCUAACGUCGAUAUUCCCAAUAAAUGGCAACGAAAAGUCAAGGUCUAUAUUGCCAAAUAUGUUUCCAGCGGUCCAGACCUUCUCACAUACAAAUACCUCGGCGAAUACGCUUACGGAAAUACCUAUGCUGGAUUCACAGUCGAUUUCGGUCCAGGGGUUUUCUAUGGCUACGUAGUUGUUAGCGAUGAUGCAACUGUCUGGGGUACCGGACCAAA